AAAUGACUAAUUUACAACACUUUACGUUUCACUCGACGAUUUACCUAUUUCUUUUUGAGUAUAAAAGGUAGGGGAGCUUGCCAAGGGAAUCAUACAACCUCAACACUUCCAAUUGUCAAGUACAAGCAAACCCUAAACAAAAGCAAAAUGUUCAAAUUUGUGACUUUCGUUCUUGCCGCUCUCGUUGCCUGCGCAUCGGCGAAACCCGGUAUUGUGGCACCAUUAACCGCAGCUCCUCUGGCCUACGCAAACGCACCACUGUAUGCCGCUGGCGGCAGCAGUCAAAUCGAUGUCCGCAACAACUAUGAUGGCACACUCUCCUCCUACACAACAACACCUUUCCAAUACUCCGGCCCCUUCGCUAGCCGUUACGUCUCGGGUGUGCCAGCUGCCUACGCUGCUCCUGCUCCAGUUCUGGCUAAAUACGCUGCCCCAGCCGUCUUAGCCGCCCGUGCCCCUCUUGCUGCUUUGCCCGCACCUUUGGCUGCUGCUCCAGCUCCUCUUGCUGCUCUGCCCGCACCUUUGGCUGCUGCCACUGCUCCUCUGGCAGCUCUGCCCGCACCUUUGGCUGCUGCCCCAGCUCCUCUGGCUGCUUUGCCCGCACCUCUGGCUGCUGCUCCAGCUCCUCUGGCUGCUCUGCCCGCUCCCUUCGCCGCUGCGCCCGCACAUUUGGCUGCCGCACCAUUCGCCGCUCCCUUCCCCGCUGCUUAUGCCGCUGCCCCAGCUCACUAUGCGUGGUAGAGGAUGUCGAGAAUAUGUAGCAAGUAAUGAAAAAAUGGCAUUUUGCUUGCAAGUUGCUGAAGCUUGAACUGAUUAAUUUUUUAAAAUAAAAAUAAUUUAGAAACAAA
Molecule: messenger RNA, 848 nt
Organism: Zeugodacus cucurbitae (melon fly)
Lineage: Eukaryota; Metazoa; Arthropoda; Insecta; Diptera; Tephritidae
Product: nematocyst expressed protein 3-like
Exons: 2
Coding region: 148-741 (197 amino acids)
Source: RefSeq, a predicted model, not a curated record